Molecule: messenger RNA, 633 nt
Organism: Penicillium coprophilum
Lineage: Eukaryota; Fungi; Ascomycota; Eurotiomycetes; Eurotiales; Aspergillaceae
Product: SRR1 family protein
Exons: 2
Coding region: 1-633 (210 amino acids)
Source: RefSeq, a predicted model, not a curated record
AUGUUCCAAGACAAGACUCAAGAAUGGAAAGAGAGUCCCGCCUGCGAGAAGCUCAAGACGAUUCUGUCAUGCUCGGCGAAGAAUCAUGAAAUCAACAAGAUUUUUGCGUUUGCUCUUGGUACGAUGUCCUAUCAACGUUUUAACGAGGAUGGCAGCCUACACACUAGUACGGGGUGGUCCUCUGCAUUGCAGCAUGCGCUACUCGUGACCAUAAUAGAAUGGUUAAAAGAAAAAGACCUUCAAGAGAAAGUCUCAUGCUACUCACAGGACCCAGCUUACACCGAGGUAGAUAAGAAGAUUCUGGAUGGGGAAGGCAUCGAAGUGAUUGAUGACCCGCGUGGUUGGCUCGAGGUGGACGAGCACUCGAUCGUGCUCUCCAUAGCACCGAAUGUGCCUGUGAAGGAGAUUAUUACGGACAUUGCUCGACCUGCGGUUAUUCUUUGGGGUCGAGUGAAGUUCUGCGAUGGACUUGAUCAGGGAUAUACGGAUCCUGACUCUCCGCGGAUCAGAGCAAUGAUGGAAGGUUAUGACCUGCAUGAGUUUGGCCCCGAUAAGGAUAUGUUCUAUGAUCUUGUGCUCUAUAUUCGGAAGUCCGUUGCUGCCCCGACUGCCUCCAAUGGAAGAUUUACCUAG